Messenger RNA from Marmota flaviventris (yellow-bellied marmot), 2599 nucleotides. RefSeq names its product zinc finger protein 775 (gene Znf775). Gene Ontology annotation, molecular function: DNA-binding transcription factor activity, RNA polymerase II-specific; RNA polymerase II cis-regulatory region sequence-specific DNA binding. The record is from RefSeq and is a predicted model, not a curated record. Gene Ontology annotation, cellular component: nucleus. Lineage: Eukaryota; Metazoa; Chordata; Mammalia; Rodentia; Sciuridae. Gene Ontology annotation, biological process: regulation of transcription by RNA polymerase II.
GGCGGUCACCACAGGCGAUUCAAGCUCAGGUCUGUCUGGCUCCUGAACCUGUCCCUUUUCAUCACUACCACAUACUUUUUGGAUAAAUUGAGUUUGCUGCUGCUUUUCAUUAAGAUGGCAGGGCGGAUACCUGGCCAGCACUGAUGCCGUGAGAGGUCUUCAGGGAUGGAGAGUGGCCUGCCUGGUGACAGUACAGGAGAUGAGCUGGUGAUGAAGAUCAAGCAAGAGAAGCCAGAGUGGCUGCUGCAGACACAGGCCGUGCUUCCCGAGAAGGACAAGGAGAACAUUUUCCAGCAGCAACGGGGCCUCCUGCCAUGCCAGACCAUGGGGCGACCUCGGGGUCUGGGGACACAGGAAGAGACUGGGGGUCCAAGGUGGGCUCCUCCCACUGAGCAGGAUGGGCUGCUGGCAGGCCGGGCUCCCGGGGCCGCCCCUGGCCCUCUGAACCCCACAUUUUCUGCUGGAGAGGGUCACUUUGUGUGCGUGGACUGCGGGAAGAGGUUCAGCUGGUGGUCGUCCCUGAAGAUCCACCAGCGCACCCACACCGGAGAAAAGCCGUAUCUCUGCGGUAAGUGCGGCAAGAGCUUCAGCCAGAAACCCAACCUGGCCCGCCACCAGCGGCACCACACGGGCGAGCGGCCCUUCUGCUGCCCGGAGUGUGCAAGGCGCUUUAGCCAGAAGCAGCAUCUACUCAAGCACCAGAAGACCCACUCUCGGCCCGCCACCCAUGCGUGUCCUGAAUGUGAACGUUGCUUCCGCCACCAGGUGGGCCUCCGCAUUCACCAGCGCGCACACGCCCGGGACCGCCAGGGCUCCCGCGCUGGUCUGCAUGAAAUGCUUCGGGAAGCCGCUGUACGACGGGCCUGCCACCUGCGGCCCGGGACACCACGGGGCCGCCCAGAGUGGGCCUGGCUGGGGCUCUGCCAGGGCUGGUGGGGCCAGCAUGGGGCCCGGACCUCCGUCCCUGGCCCCUCGGGGCCCGGAGAACAGCGCCAGUUCAUCUGCAAUGAGUGCGGCAAGAGCUUCACCUGGUGGUCCUCGCUGAACAUCCACCAGCGCAUCCACACGGGCGAGCGGCCCUACGCGUGCCCCGAGUGUGGCCGCCGCUUCAGCCAGAAGCCUAACCUGACGCGGCACUUGCGCAACCACACGGGGGAGCGGCCGCACCCGUGCCUGCACUGUGGCCGCAGCUUCCGCCAGAAGCAGCACCUGCUCAAGCACCUGCGCACGCACCUGCCGGGCGCCCAGGCUGCGGCGUGCCCCAGCUGUGGGCAGAGCUGCCCUAGCCGAGCGGCGCUGCGGGCCCACCAGCGUGCGCACGCCGCUGCCGAGCGCUGCAGCCCUGGGCCUGGCGUCCAGGACCCGGAGCCAGGUGCAGAGCCACAAGCUGAGGCCCCUCAGGACUUGGCUGUGCAGCCCCACAGUCCCCAGACGCCACAGGGGGGUGGGGCCGCGCCGUGGGGCCGGGGGCGCGGGGGCCUGGCCGGGCCCGGGGAGCAGCGCCAGUUCAUCUGUAACGAGUGUGGCAAGAGCUUCUCGUGGUGGUCGGCGCUCACCAUCCAUCAGCGCAUCCACACCGGCGAGCGGCCCUACGCGUGUCCCGACUGCGGCCGCCGCUUCAGCCAGAAGCCCAACUUGACGCGGCACCAGCGCAACCACACGGGCGAGCGGCCCUACCAGUGCUCCGCCUGCGGCCGCGGCUUCCGUCAGAAGCAGCACUUGCUCAAGCACCAGCGCGUCCACCGCGGAGCCUUGUCACCGCACCCUGGCCCCCAGGAGGAGGCGCUGUAGUGCACCGGUGCUGCGCACGGCAGAGGGGAUUGUGUGUGGUGUGUGUGGGGACAGGGAUAGCCUGAAAACUGGCUCUUAACAGGUCCCUCCUGAGACCCCAUCAAAAGGCAGUACCUUGAGGCUCCAAGCCCCAGAGAACAGCAUUCCAGAAGUAUCCCAUUUCCAACGGGUGCCUGAAAAAGUGCCCAGGGUGUGUUGAGGGAGGAAUUAAGAUCAGCACUCCUCACCCAGGAGCCUGGAUGAGUUGAUGAUGGGCUGCUCCCGUCUGUAACAAGAGGUGUACCCCAGCCUUAGGAACCGAAUGAAGGGGCUUUUUGGCACCCUCCAGAGGCGAGAAAUGUUCCCAGGAUUGGUCAGUUGUAGCACUGGCCUGUCACACCUGGGCUGCACCAUGACCAGGGGGCUGUCCCUAUGGUAGAGUAGAGACAGACUCCAGAAUACCAGGAAAGGAGCAGAGGUGGUGGAUAGGAGGGGACAAGCAUAACCCCAGCACCAAAGCUAGUGCCACAUUUAGUGGCAUCCAAUAACUAUUUCUGGAGGGACUGGGGGGCUUGGUCCUUCUCCAACCCUGAGUGAGUGCUGGGUAUGGCUGGCCUGGCCCUUGAACUGGCGUAUGCGUGAUGGUCAGGGACAGGAGUGCAAGUGGAUGAUCUCAGCUGAGAUUUGGCCACUUGGGGAGGUGACUGUGCUGGAGGGAGCCACCAUCUUGCUUCUGCUUCUGUCCCCAAGUGGGUGGGUGGCUGUUACUGACUUGGAUCUUAUCCCUCCUGGGGUUGCAGAAGAGAAAAAUGAAGAACUGAAUAUUCCA